This is a messenger RNA of Physcomitrium patens, 2454 nucleotides long. RefSeq lists its product as uncharacterized. The record is from RefSeq and is a predicted model, not a curated record. Gene Ontology annotation, biological process: ethylene-activated signaling pathway; regulation of DNA-templated transcription. NCBI's taxonomy places the organism in Eukaryota, Viridiplantae, Streptophyta, Bryopsida, Funariales, Funariaceae. Gene Ontology annotation, molecular function: DNA-binding transcription factor activity; DNA binding.
GGGGUUCUGUCAUUCCGCAAGGGAGGGAGGGUGCUGCCAGAGGAGCACCCGCCGUGUUCAUGUGAGAUGUGCAUGAGUGAGCUUUUUGUGAUCGAGCGAGGCUCAUCGUUGUUCUUACUGUUUAGCCCUGUGUGUGUGCGAUUUCACCCCAAUCGUUUUCCUCUCUCUACUGCUCGUACUAUGUGCUGCCGCACCUGCGACCAGAAUGAGAAUUUGUUUGUCUGUACACUGCACCUCUAGCGAAUCUUCAUCUUACUUUCCACAGGCACCCCCCUUUGUCUCGGUGCCAGCAAAGUGGUCUGUUUUCUCCUGGGGUGAGCCAAGAGGAGCACAGGCUUCUACAUGCGGUUCUUUCUUGAAUCGCUCUGCUUCAGCACAGCCAGUUCGAUGCAGACAACUGGCUCUUCAGUCUUUCCUGCCUCUGCCCCUAUUUUUUUCUUCUACAGGCAUCUGGUCGGUACCGGAGUAAUUCUUUCACAGAAUGGACUUUCGCGCAUUGCAGCUGCCCAUACACCUUAUUCGCGGUUUAAAGGUCUCCGUGAAACACGUGGACGGUGGGAAGCGUGCAUAGAGGAAGGUAGCCGCCAAGCUAAACUUUUGUUUUCUUCUAAAGAGGACGCAGCAAAAGCAUAUGACAAAGCCCAAUUCAAACUGUACGGAGAUGGAGCUGCAACAAAUUUCGCUCUGUCGGAGGAUGAGAAGGAGGACGUAUCGAAUCUGGAGUGGGAAGACCUUAUUCUAAAUUUGCAGCUCCAAGGAUUGCCAAAGGCUACACUAUCUGGCCUGGCAUUUCAUGGAGUACUUUGCAAGGAUGAAGUCUGGCAAACCUACGUGAAAAUUGGCAAGCAGCGUUAUGUGGGUCGAUUCACAUCAAUGAUGGAAGCAGUAAAUGCGUAUGACAUGGUGGAAUACAAGAUUCAUGGGAGUGAUGGCUUACUCAAUUAUGAUCUUGCCGAAGAUGAAGUAGCUGAAUUGGAGAAGACGGACUGGAACUCACUGAUCUCUAACCUGGGUUUAAAAAUUUAUGAACGUCGGAAGCCCCACAAAACUGGAUAUCGUGGUGUACGUCAAGUUGCUCCUGGGAAGUGGUCUGCAAGCUACGCUCAUCGAGGGGCCUCGAUACAGUUAGGGCGAUUCGAAUCAUUAGAUGCUGCUGUGAGGUCUUAUGACAGUUUUGUAUACAAGUUAUGUGGAGAAGCUGCCAAGUUGAAUGGAGCUCUUAGUGAUGAUGAGAAGGACCAGCUGUGCAAGCUCUCCUUGAAAGAAGUUCGAGCGGCUUUAGCAGUCCAAGCCAUCCGUCCACCAAGUUCAGCUGAUCUGGGUGCUCGAGGAGCCCGCUUCGUAGGAGGGAAGUGGGAGGUAUGUGUAGAAAGUACAAUGCGCGACUCUCUUUUUCUUACGACCACGAUUAAUGAAGCUGAGGCUACGCAGGUUCAUGAUAUAGCGGCUUACAAGUUACACAAGGAUUUUGCAAAGACGUACUCUGAGUUGUCUCUAGAAUUGCGGGAACAAAUAGACUCCGUUGAAUGGGCAACAGUUGCCGAAAAUUUUGGUUUUCAACGUCUUCCCUCCUAUUACGGAGUGAGGAGGCUGGUAUCAGGGAUGUGGCAAAGCUUCAUCCGUUACGGGGGAUCCUACCUUCCUGUUGGUACAUUCGCAUCAGCUGAAAUGGCUGCCCAUGCUUCUGACAUGUGUACCUAUAAGCUAGGAGGGAAUUCUUCAGGGACAUUGUACAACUUUCCAUUGGAGGGAUUCGAAAAGAAAAAAAUUGAAAAGCUUCAGUGGUGCCAAUUAAUUGCAAGCCUUCGAGAAGAGCAAGAAUGGUCUGCACACACUACUGAACUUGCUGACAUGGAGGCAGCUUCCGCAGUUGAUGAAAAGCAUUUAUCUCGAGAUAAAAGAUGGAUACUCUUUGUGUGUCAAGAACAGUUGAUUCAACAAAGGAUGAUGAGAAGGGCCUCUCGUGUGGGACAACAAAUUAUAGUACGAAGGCCAGAAUUGGCAGAACAGUUUUCACCUUUGAAUCGUCGCGCAGAUGGAUCUCCCAUGCUGGUCGAGGAGGUGAUGGAGUGUAACUCAGCUCCCUUGUUGUGGACCUGUCAGUGUGGGAAUCUCUUUCUCAAAUCUCCUGCUUCGCUUGCAAAGAUUAAGCCUGUGUGCCACCAACCUGGGUGCACAUCAGUAAGUCGGGAUAGAUUUUCUGGAAGCUUGAAUUGAAUGGACACCCGUAGGCUCUGAUUGCCUUAGCAGCCAUGAUUACACUACUCCCUGUCUGAAAUGCAUUAGGCAUAGCUACGGAAGAGCACAUUUGUCUCAUUCAUGGACGAUGUCCCGAGUUUGGGGCACACAUCUUCUGAGCAACAAUCAUUCACACUAGCAUUUGUAAUUUCUUUCACUCUCUUUUGUAGCCCAACGAUUGCGAAUAUCUUCAAGAAGAUUGUGCUGUUUGAAGGA